AUGACAACACCAGAUCUUGGCAACGGUGUUGGAGUGACAAGCUAUGAUGGUGACCUGAAACACAGACACUGUCCUUUUAAAUUUGUGGUUCAGUAUGUUGGAUGUAGUUCGUCUAGCUCAUUACUGCCUCCUAGUCUUGUCCAGUUGGUUAGUAAACAGAUGAACUGGCAGCUAGUUGUCGCCAGUAAUGGGAAACUUCUAGCUGUGGUUCAGGACCAGUGUAUUGAAAUCAGGUCUACACGCGAUGAAUUUGGUUCCAUCAUUGGAAAAUGUAUAGUGCCGAAGGAUCCACACCCACAGUGGCGCCAUGUGGCUUGGAGUUCUGACAGCACUCUGUUGGCUUAUGCUGAAAGCACAGGCACUGUGAAAGUAUUUGACUUGAUGGGCAGUGAACUAUUCAGCAUUCCACCGGGUGUCAGCUCUGUGGGGGACCUGAGUUAUGCUGUGGCGGGGCUGAUGUUUUUGGAGUACACCGCUAGUACUCAGUGGUCAGCAGAGCUCCUUGUUAUCAACUAUCGGGGACAGCUGCAAAGUUACUUUGUCAGUGUUGGCACUCACCAGAGUUACCAGGAAAGUCACAAUUUCAACUUCAACAGCUAUUAUUCUCAUGGUGUCACUUCAGCUAUUUAUCAUCCCGACCACAGGCUACUGUUGGUAGGAGGCUGUGAAACCAGUGAAGAAGGAGUCGCUAAAGCAACCAGCUGUGGUAUAACUGCUUGGAGAGUUCUGUCUGGAGCACCAUAUUACAAGCAAGUCACUGAUUAUGAGGAUGAUGUUGCUGCUUCACAGAGAAGAGGAUUGUUGAGGAUGUUUAAUUUUCGAAUAUUUGAUAGACAGGGAUCUGAGCAGGACGGGGUUUUCAAGAUGACCUUAUCUCCUGAUGGAAAACUCCUGGUUGUAAUCCAUUUCUCAGGUCAAUUGACCUUAUGGGAAAUUCCUUCCUUGAAACAACAGAAAGAAUGGAGGCAAGAUCUACAGCCUGGAUUUGAUGCCAUCAACCCUGAGUGGAUAAAAUCAUUAGAGAAAAGAAAGAAAGUCAAAGACAAAUCAUCGUUUUAUGCUCUCAUUGAUGUGAACUGGUGGGCUGAUAAUGCAAUAAUUCUGGCUCGCUGUUCUGGUGCUCUGACUGUGUCAUCUGUGAGGACAUUAAAAAACUUGCUUGGCCAAUCCUGUGAGUGGUUUGAACCAUCCCCGCAAGUCACUGCUACCCAUGAUGGAGGAUUUCUGAGUUUAGAGUGUGAAGUGAAGCUGGCUCACAAGAGGCAUCGUCUGGAAAAUAAUGCAUUAGAUGAUGAGGAGGGAGAGGACGACUCUGACUCGGAUGAAGAAUCUUCUGCCAAGGCCAAAUAUUUUGGUUAUAUCAAGCAGGGCCUUUACUAUGUGACAGAAAUGGAGCGGUUUGCUCCUCCUCGGAAACGUGCCCGGACAAUCACCAAAACCUAUAGGCUUGUUAGUCUGAGGUCCACUACUCCAGAAGAGCUCUAUCAAAGAAAGAUUGACAAUGAAGAAUAUGGUGAAGCACUGGUUCUUGCUCAGACCUAUGAUCUGGACAGUGAUCUUGUUUAUCAAAGGCAAUGGAGAAAAUCACUUGUUAAUAUUGCUUCCAUUCAGGACUACCUGAGCAAAAUUAAGAAGCGUUCAUGGGUCUUGCACGAGUGUCUGGAAAGAGUGCCAGAAAAUGUUGAUGCAGCCAGGGAGCUGCUUCAGUAUGGAUUAAAAGGGACUGACCUGGAAGCACUUAUAUCUAUAGGAAAGGGAGAAGAUGAAGGCAGAUUCAUUUUGCCUGGAGAUAUAGACAUUGAUGAGCUUCCAUAUGAGGAUUACAUGUCUCCCAUUGAAGAGAUGGAGAGGAAAAAGGAAAGAGAGACUGCAAAGCGAUGGGAGCUGCUUAAAUUGGUGGAUUUUUCCAUGCUGACACUGGAACAGAAGGAGCUCUGUCGCUGUAGACUGAAAUUACUAACCUAUCUAGAUCACCUAGCAACGUAUGAGGAAAUUCUCGGUGGACCUCAUGCUGCAGAGCAAAGAUAUGAUUCAGAAUUCUUCAAGAAAUUUAGAAGUCAGAACAUUGUAAUGUCAGCAAGAACUUAUGCCAGGGAAAGCAACGUUCAAGCUUUGGAGAUUCUGUUUACCUAUCAUGGAUCAGAUUUGUUACCUCAUCGACUGGCCAUUCUUUCAAACUUUCCUGAAACGACCUCACCUCAUGAGUAUGCCACCCUCCUUCCUGAAGCUCGAUUUGAAGAAAAUGGUGAUUUGUUCGCAUUGCCAUGGAAUGAACAAAGGCAUCAAGACCAAGAUUGGUGUGAGGAACCAAAUGUCAGAAUUAUCGUGGAAUGUUGUUCCCAGGAUGUAGCUGAAUUUCUUUAUGAAGAACAGUCUGAACUUUUAGAAUAUAGGACCUUUGAGCCCUCUGUUCAAUUGCUCACUGAUUGGUAUCAGAAGCGCGCAGAGGAGAUUGAGAGCUAUUCCAGACAGGUGGAUUGUGCCUUGUCUCUUGUGCGUUUGGGGAAAGAGAGAAACAUCCCUGGGCUGGAGGUACUCUGUGAUGAUCUCAUUACUUUGGAGACCCUGGUAUAUGAAGCAGAGGCUGACGCUACUCUUUCGUUGAAGGAACUACAACAGAUGGAGGAUAUUGAUAAGCUGAGACUGUUGAUGAUGAGUUCACCUGAGGAAAUGUAUAUAAAGAAUGUGUAUCAGUGGAUGGUUCCAUUUCUGCAUCGCUGUGAGAGUCAGAAGUCAGGAAUUGCAGAUGACCUGCUUAAAGAGUACUUAACAACAAAGGCCAAAGAGGAUUUAAAGUACCCUCUGAAGAUAUUUCAACAUUCCAAGCCUGGUUGCCAGCAGAAAAUUAUUUCUGACCAUCACCAAUUGAUGACACUAGCAUUAGAAUGUAUCUACAACUGUGAAAGAGAUGAUCAGCUCUCCAAGUGUUAUGAUGUACUUGAAUGUCUGCCACAGAGAGGCUAUGGUCAAGAAUCAGAAGUGACAAAAAUAUUGCAUGAUCAGGUCGACUUGUUGGAACAACAUCUGAGUGUUGCGGAAAUUUUGGAGAAGCAUGGUCUCCAGAAACCAAUCUCAUUUGUAAAGAUUACGCAAUCAAGCUUAGAGGAGGCCAGUCAGCUCAUGGUACGGUUAACUAGGCACAUUGGACGCAAGAACCCACCUGUAAGUGAGAACGAGUGGAGAGGUUUGCUGCAAGAUCUGCUGGAAAUGCAGCAAACUGUUUACAAGUGCCUGAACUCCAAUACAUGCUAUGAGAUAUUUACGGAGAGCCUGUUGUGCUCCAGUCGUUUGGAGAAUAUCCGAUUGGCUGGGCAGAUGAUGCACUGCAACGCUGUAUUUGUGGACCAGCCUGUUAGUGUUGCCUCCAGAGGCAAAGUGCAUUCCAAGGUCAGCUAUAAGAAAAGCAUUGAAUUGGUUCUUACCGCUGCCAGAGAAUAUUUUGACUCAUCAACCACCUUGACAGAUAAUUGCAUGGAUUUAGCCAGGUGCUGCUUACAGCUCAUCACAGACCGCCCCCCUGGCAUUCAGGAAGAGCUUGAUCUUAUUAGUGCUCUCAGCCUGUUAGAGGAGUUCAACAUGAAGAUCUUGCCCAUGCAAGUACGGAUGCGCAUAGAUCGACUCAGUCUCAUAAAAGAGUGCAUCAACCAGUGCCCGUCAGCUUAUAAACAGUCAAAAAAGCUCUUGAGGCUUGCGGAUUUACUGAGAGUAGCGGGCGAAGAUAAAGCGCAGAGGAAAGGACAGGUCUUGGUGCUGUUGGCUGAGCAAGCGUUCCAAUGCCUGGAUUACAAAGUUGCCAGUAUCCACUGCCAGGAGCUUAUGUCUGCAGGUUACAGUGAUGGUUGGCAGGUGUGCAGCAAACUAGGGCAAGCUGAAGGCUACCCUGACUUGGUCACUCGACAGGAAUUAAUGGCCUUCGCUCGCACUUACUGCCCUCCCAAUGUUAUCCAAUCUCUGCUGGCUGUUAGCAGCUCAUUACAGACACAGGUUCUGUAUCAAGCUGUGAAUUAUCAGAUUCAGCCGUCAGAGAGUUGUGAGCCUACGAAUUCUACAGGCUACACUCAGCAGACUGAUGCAAAGGCUUCAAGCAGUCAAUCCACUGAUCUGCUACAACGAACAACUGCUAAAACCAUGGAGGUUCUCAGCAAUACUUCUAUGACAACUAAGGCAGUGCUGCAUGCCGUCAGUGAUGCACAGUGGUGGAAGAAGUCCCUCAGUUACCUACGUCCUUUACAUGAUCAAAGACGAGAUGUUACAUUGACGGGGAUGGCUGGGGUUAAUGGAGAUUUGGAAAAUCAAGGCUGUCAUCCUUUCUAUGAGAUCCUCACUGACGAUCCCUUCAUUGACAAAAAUGAAGUUAGUUACACUGAUUACCAACACAGUGCUUUGGAGAACUUUGCAGAAGUCUUACUAAAAGCGGGUAAAUUGGCUGAAACCAAAAGUGAAGGAGAAAGCCUUUUUCCUGCCACAGAAGUUCUUUUACAACUAGCCAGUGAUGCUUUACCAAAGGAUAUGACUCUGGCUCUCGGCUAUCUUCUGGCCUUACCACAGGUUGCAGAUGCCAAUAAGUGUUUUGAGAAGCAACCUCAUUCAGCUUUGUCUCUCCAGUUGGCUGGAUACUACUAUGCUCUGCAGAUCUAUGUCCAUUUAAGUCCAUGUUUCAAGGACAAAUGUCAUCCACUCUACAGGGCUGAUCCAAAAGAGGUAAUUAAAAUGGUCACAAAAUAUGUGACUGAAAAUGCAGAUACAAAUUGGUCAGAAGAACUUCAGGUACUGAUUUAUCACCUUAACUGCUAUAAUGAGCGACUGACAGACUUCACACAAGCUCAGACACUUCAAGGUCUUGGGAAAGGAGUGGAUGUACAACGAUUUUCAGCAGAUGGCCAAUAUAAAAGGGAAACCAUUCUAGGCUUAGCAGAAACUCUGGAGGAAAAUGUGUACAAGAUCUCUCUGUCUCUGGCUCAGCGUUACAGCAUCCCACUCUGGGAGCUUUACAUGACGCAUUUGGAGUUCCUUUUCACAGACAGUGGGCUUUCAACGGCAGAAAUUGAGGGCAGAGUCCAGGCUCUUGAACUUUUUGCCACAUUGAAAACUAAUCCGGAAGCAUUUCUUGAGCACAUGACAAAGUAUGUUUAUCCAAGUAUUGAUGGUGUGGAUCACGUGAGACUGCUUUACUACUUUACCCUGUUGGAAAACUGUGGUUGUACAGAAUAUGUAAAACACCUCAUUAAGCCAGAAAUUCACAUAAGGCUGCUAAAGAAGCUGAAGGUUGUUGCAACUGACCUUAACUAUAAAAAGCUGACCGAUGGAGAUGCUGAUCCUUUGGAACCAUUGCAGCCAGUUCUCACCAGCCAGAACAUCUUAUCUAUUUCUAAACUGGCACCCAAAAUUCCUGGUAAAGAUGGAAUAAUGCUUUCCUCAAGCUCCAUUUAUGCAACGUGGCUUAGUAAGCUUUUCUGGAAUGGAGACCCUCAGCUUAUUAAAAAGCAACCACAGAUAAAGACCGAAUGGUUAAAUGCCUACGACACGUGUGCAAAAUACUUUGACAGGCUUUACCCUACAGACAUUGUCGGAUUCAUAGAUGGCAUCACUUUCUCGGCUAAUGCAGUGAGCAAGCUGACUGUUGAAGUCAGGUUCGAGAUAACUAAAAGAACAAUAAAAGCAAUCAAACAGAUCGGAGAGAAGCAGCUGAAAAGGGGACCAGAAGGCAGCAUCCCACUUGCACUGAAUUCUCAAAUCAGCUAUAAAGAGGCUUUGGAUCAUCUACAGCAAUCACUAGCUCAUCUGGAAACUCUCAACCACAGCUUUGUUGUCUCCUUGAAGGCCAGUGACCAGGACCAAUUCUCAAACUAUUACCGUUUGUAUGACCUGUCGAGAUCGGAGAGAAGUAAGCUACAUGAACUGGCAGUGACUAUGGUGCUGGAUGGACAGGCUCUUAAUAUCAUGCAACAGAUGCUGGCUGUGGCUGUAGAAUCUCAAAGUGUAUCCUCUAAGGCAGUCGUACAAGAUGCUGUACAAAGAGUUAUAAAUACGUUAAGUGAUGGCAGUACAGAUAUACCAUCAGAAAAAGAUCCACUUCAAAUUCUAGAAAGUAUUGUCACAUCAGUGCAUUCUGAUGUUGAGGAUGGGGGAAGGCUGGUAUCAUCAGAUGAUCUCUUAUCAUGGCUGAGACCUUUCUGUGGGGAUGCAGAUUUGCCUGUAAAACCUCGCAUUUAUGUACUGCAGAUUCUUGAGCAGGCAUUUCACCUUGGUGAUGAGGACAGCAAAUUGCUUGUCCUCUUCAGAACUCAGGCUGUUUUGAAAGCAUGCUGGCCUGACAGACAGGUUAAUAUAAGUGCUGUUGAGAACGAAGAGAAACGGUACCGACUCUUCUUGGAGCUGCUAGACUCCAGUAAUCAAGGAACUGAAUUUCAGCAUUUGGUGUUGCUUCUUCAAGCUUGGCCACCUAUGAAGUACAAAGACAUGUCAAGUGAAGAGGGCAAUGCUUGGAUUAAGCUUACAACUGCCAUGUUGACAAAGUGUUCAACUGAACAGAAAGGUGCCAUGGGAAGCGAAGUGCUUGCCAUCUGCCGUUCUCUUUACAAGACAAAGCACAGGCUACCACUUCAGUGUAUGAAACAGAUUUGGACUAUGCUGCUGGACAAAUCAUUGCUGCUGCCAGCCCUGAAACUUGGAAUAGAAAGUGAUGACUGUGAACUACAGACACUGGCAAUGGAACAGAUAAGAUCUGUCAUUCAGAUUGAUGACUCCAGCUGUGAUUCAGAGCUCCUUUCCUUGCUGCUGAACAAGAAAUUAGUGGUGGACUGCCUCUCUACUGCUUUCUACCCUCAUCUUAUGAAACAGCUUUUGGCUGGUGAGGAGGAGGGAAUCUGUACUGUGCAAGAGAUAGCAGAGCAAUUGAACAAAGCAGGCUGCACUGUAGAGGGAGGUUCUCUGCUGAUGUCGUACAAAGGCACCCAUCCAUCUCUAAGUACCUUUAGUGCCGCAUUAAAUGUUACAAAGAAAUGGCUGUGAAAGGGCUUUGCUACGAAGUACAAUUUGUUCAGUGCCUCAAUAAUGAAGUUACAGGUAAAGGGCAAAGUAUGGACUUUUUAACCCCGUUAAAUACUAACUUGGGUAAAGGUGACUGUAAUUGUUACUGUAAUUGUUACUGGGAAAGUACUUGUGUCUGAUGUUGAGUCCACACUAUUGAUGUAAACAUCUGUGGUUAUAUAAGCACCCGUAUUAACCAUUUGUUUCAGUAACUGACUUAUUUAGAAGAUAAGAGGGGAAAAAAGCCUCUUCAAAAAAAAAGGUACAAAUUUAUUAAAAGGCGACACAGCAGAUCGUGUGCAACUCAAACUCUCAUUGUGAAAUAAUGUAUCAAAAUUUUUGAAUAAAGUUACCAUUUUAAAAUA
This is a messenger RNA of Callorhinchus milii (elephant shark), 7394 nucleotides long. It is a transcript of the gene nbas, whose product is annotated as NBAS subunit of NRZ tethering complex. Lineage: Eukaryota; Metazoa; Chordata; Chondrichthyes; Chimaeriformes; Callorhinchidae. Gene Ontology annotation, cellular component: endoplasmic reticulum membrane; Dsl1/NZR complex. The record is from RefSeq and is a predicted model, not a curated record. Gene Ontology annotation, biological process: retrograde vesicle-mediated transport, Golgi to endoplasmic reticulum. Bases 1 to 7011 code for a protein of 2336 amino acids. Gene Ontology annotation, molecular function: SNARE binding. The transcript has 51 exons.